CAGGAGUUUAUGUACCCCCGCAACUCGCUAUCCCGCGACCUUGUCCUUUCUAUGCACCAGAAUAACCGGGAAGGGGUGGAAGACAUGUCCUUGUUGUCUGACCUACAUGAAGCUGCCAUCAUGUUAAAUCUGCACCUUCGCUACCAGCAAGACAAAAUCUACACCAAUAUUGGCUCCAUUCUGGCUUCGGUGAACCCCUACAAGCAGAUUGCUGGGUUGUACGAUGAAAGCGCCGUGGACAUGUACAGUCGGCACCACUUUGGGGAGCUGCCACCCCACAUCUUUGCCAUUGCCAACGAGUGUUAUCGCUGCCUGUGGAAGAGACAUGACAGUCAAUGCGUGCUCAUCAGUGGAGAGAGCGGGGCUGGCAAAACGGAGAGAGCACGAAGCUGCUGAUGAAAUUCCUGUCCUCCAUGAGCCAGAACUGCGCGGGAGGCGGAAAUCAGACAACCGUGGAAAAAGCCAUCAUGGAAAGCAGCCCAAUCCUCGAAGCUUUCGGCAAUGCCAAGACGGUUUAUAACAACAACUCCAGCCGUUUUGGGAAGUUCAUCCAACUUCACUUCUCCCAGCAAGGA
Molecule: messenger RNA, 575 nt
Organism: Staurois parvus
Lineage: Eukaryota; Metazoa; Chordata; Amphibia; Anura; Ranidae
Source: the annotation of a GenBank genome assembly